Molecule: messenger RNA, 3327 nt
Organism: Sphaeramia orbicularis (orbiculate cardinalfish)
Lineage: Eukaryota; Metazoa; Chordata; Actinopteri; Kurtiformes; Apogonidae
Product: opsin-5-like
Exons: 6
Coding region: 456-1691 (411 amino acids)
Biological process (GO): G protein-coupled receptor signaling pathway
Cellular component (GO): membrane
Molecular function (GO): G protein-coupled receptor activity
Source: RefSeq, a predicted model, not a curated record
CAUAGACCAGAAACCACUAUUGGACCAGAAGAUAGACUAGAAACCACAACUGGACCAGAACACAGACCACAACUGGACCAGAACAUAGGCCAGAAACCACAACUGGACCAGAACACAGACAGGAAACCACAACCGGACCAGAACAUAGACCAGGAACCACAACUGGACCAGAAAAUCGACCAGAAACCACAGCCAGACCAGAACACAGACUACAACUGGACCAGAACAUAGACCAGAAACCACUAUUGGACCAGAAGAUAGACUAGAAACCACAACUGGACCAGAACACAGACCACAAUUGGACCAGAACAUAGACCAGAAACCACAACCGAACUAGAACAUAGAGCAGAAACCACAACUGGACCGGAACACAGUCCACCACCAUACCAGAACACAGACUACAACCCACAACUGGAUCAGAACACCAGAACAGAAGCCCCUUGUGAACUCUCAGUAUGCCGUUGUUCGGUGAUAUCAGUGCCCCCUGGAGGAACAACAGCCUCACCUAUGGAGGAAGCAGAGACCCUCCUCUGUCUGACCAAGGAGAGACCAUCAUUGGAGUCUACCUGCUGCUACUGGGCUGGAUGUCCUGGUUUGGGAACAGCAUUGUGCUGUUUGUCCUCUACCGACAGAGAGCGUCUCUGCAGCCCACAGAUUAUUUGACCUUGAACCUUGCUGUGUCCGACGCCAGCAUCUCGGUGUUCGGUUACUCCAGAGGAAUCAUUGAGAUCUUCAAUGUCUUCCAGGACAGUGAAUACCUCAUAUCAUCCAUCUGGACGUGUGAGGUUGAUGGUUUCUUCACGCUGCUGUUUGGCUUGAGCAGCAUCAACACACUAACAGUGAUCAGUAUUACCCGCUACGUCAAAGGCUGCCACCCCAACAGAGCACGAUACAUCACUCAGAUCAGCAUCCUCAUCAGUCUGCUGCUGAUAUGGAUCAAUGCUGGAUUCUGGUCUGGAGCGCCGCUGUUCGGCUGGGGGAGUUACAAAGAUCGUGGAUACGGAACCUGUGAGAUCGACUGGUCCAAAGCAUCGUACUCCCCAGUCUACCGGGCUUACAUCAUCUGCAUCUUUGUGUUCUGCUUCUUUGUUCCUGUUCUCAUCAUGUUGUUCUGCUAUGUGUCCAUCAUUAACACGGUGAAGAGAGGAAAUGCUCUGUCAACGGAUGGAGACCUGACAGACCGACAAAGGAAGAUAGAGAGGGACGUCACCAUCGUUUCCAUAGUGAUCUGUACAGCCUUCAUCCUGGCCUGGUCUCCAUACGCCGUGGUGUCCAUGUGGUCCGCCUGUGGAUUCCACGUCCCAAACCUCACCAGUAUCUUUACACGGCUCUUCGCCAAGUCAGCCAGUUUCUACAACCCACUUAUCUACUUUGGCCUCAGCUCUAAGUUCCGUAAAGACAUAGCGGUGCUGCUGCCGUGCACACACGACGCCAAAGACUCUGUCAGGCUGAAGCGCUUCAGACCGAAGGCCGACGCCCAGCGAGGCAGCAGACUAAAGUCUCCUCUGAACCGUAAUGAGAAGAAGUACACCGCCUCUGCUGAACCCCUGAACCCGUACCCUGCCCCCAGCCCAGGCCACACCAUCCCCAGCCCUGCCCACACACCACGGCCCACCAACAAGGAGCUGUUCUACAUUGACAUGCCCCGCCCCUCUGAGACUGGAUCUGAGUUUGAAUGUGACAGACUUUAAUGGGUGACCAAUCUGACUGGCUGGAUCUGAUCACAUGACUGUCAUACUCAGGCCAUCCACACUGAAAUGUUUUUAUUUAAAUUGUGCCCACGUGGUAUUUGAGAGACCUGAUUAUUCAUAGUCACUAUAGCGACAAUUAACAAAAGAAAACAAACAACCCCCCCGCAACAAAAAACAAUAGUGUGGGAGGAGCAUCAGUCAGUGUAACGUAUAGGGUAAGUAAGCUGUCAAAAUAUCGGUGUGCAUAAGACAGAUGUGCGUGCAUAUAAGCCUAUAGUUGUGCAAACAAUAAAUAUUUGUAAACUCUUGAAUUAGUUCAUUCAUACAUAAAAUGAAGUAUGUGUAUUUUAUCUGUCAGAAUAGAUAUGAAAAAGUUUUGACAUCAAGAAUUAAAAACAUGAAAUGCAACUUUAUGAUUGCGCCUUCUCCAUCACAAAUACACCAAUGUGAUUCUACUGUCAAAAAUAGGUCACCACUUCACAGGCAUUAUUUAUCGAGCCGAAGAUACAUCGAUUCCACAGACUGCACAGCGGGCGCACAGGACUCCUAUUUUUUGGGGUAUUUCAUGUUUGAUGAGGAUUCUUAUGUCGGUGCUGUGUCAUAAUCUGAUUAUACCCUAACCCCAACCCGUAGAUCAUAACCCCUGCCCUGGGUAAAAUGCCCCCAAAAAUAGUGCUGCAGGUACAUAUCGAGGCACUGGAAUGGAUUCUGCGGCAGCUGCUCUUAGUGCACCAGGUGCCUCACUAUUUGCCAGCAAUAUUAGCAGCACAUUUCAACUGACCAGGCAUAUUCCUGUGUAGCCCAUGACUGGCUCUGGUUUAUGUGUCUAAAAUAUAUGUGAAGUGCAUGUUGGAGCUGUGGUAUAUCAUAGCCGACUGAUAUGCUGCUACAUAGUGUGUUUUACGUACUGUUUGUGCUCCUAUUUCCUAUCAGUUACAUUGGACUGUUAGCUAAGGAAGCAUUAAGUUCAGCUCAGCACUUAGGACCAUACAUGCGGCACCGAUGGCACGAAACUAUGACACCCAGGGCAUUGAGGGCAGCUGCCGCGGAAUCCAUCCCAGUGCCUCAAUAUGUGCCCAUUGUCUCUCAACUCAUGCGCAGUCUGAGGAAUUAAUGUAUCUUUUGCACAAUAAAUAAUGCCUGUGAAGUUGUGGCAUAUUUUUGACAGUGGAGUCACACUGGUGAAUUCGUAUUUGUGAUGGAGAAAGCGCAAUCAUAAAGUUGCAUUUUGUGUGUGUAAUUCUUGAUGUCAAAAUUUUUCAUUCCCAUUCUGACAGAUAAAAUACACACAACACAUUUUAUGUACGAUUGAACUCAUUCAAGAGUUUACAAAUAUUUAUUUUUUUCUAUAAGAUAAUAUGCACACACAUCUGUCUAAUGCACACGCAUAUUUGACAGCUUCCUUACCCCAUAGUAAUGAGUCACGUGACCUCUGACCGCUGUGUAAAAACAACCGUUUCUGGAUCUGACCAACAUUACAACAGCAGGGGGCGCUUACAUCCAUACAUAAAACAGAGUAGUAGAAAAAUUCCUUCACCCUAGCUGACUACAUAACUGAUCACAGAUCAAUAUUAAACACUGUUCAAUUAUAUACAUUAAGAGAGGAGUUGUUAUGAAUAAAUAUGAGCUUGGUGGA